AUGAGCGACAUCGAUUUAGAGAAGAAGAUAAACAUGAAGCAGACUAACAGCUCGAGUUCAUCUAGAUCUGAAGAUGCAGACGCAGUCAAGCUCGCUGAGAUGGGAUACACCCAGGAUCUGCAGCGCAAUUUCUCUAUAUUAUCUCUUAUAGGUAUUGCGUUUUGUAUGUCCAACUCGUGGUUCGGUAUUUCGGCAUCCUUGAUCACGGGUAUCAACUCAGGAGGCACCGUUCUCAUUAUCUAUGGAUUGCUCUGGAUCAGUUUCAUCUCCUGUUGUGUGGGGUCAUCGCUAUCAGAAUUAGCGAGUUCCAUGCCCAAUGCAGGUGGACAAUAUUUCUGGGCCAACGAGCUUGCACCCAAGAAAUUUGCCCGGUUUGCCUCCUACUUGACCGGCUGGUUUGGAUAUGCCGGCGCGGUUUUUGCCUGUGCUAGCGUGGCUCUCAGUCUAGGACAGGCCGGUGUUGGAAUGUGGCAGCUUGGUCAUCCUGAAUUUGUUCCUAAACCCUGGCAUGCUGUUGUCGCAUAUGAGCUCAUCAAUUUCUUCUGUUACCUCUUUAACUGCUGGGGUAAAACCUUGCCAGCAGUCGCCAAGGUAACUUUGUAUAUCUCAUUGGUCUCUUAUUUCGUGAUCUUGGUUACAGUACCCGCCUGCGCCAAAUCCCACGCUAGUGCGUCUUAUGUUUUUGGCCAUUUUGUCAACUCCACCGGGUGGAAGUCAGAUGGUAUGGCUUUCAUCGUCGGCUUCAUCAACCCGAAUUGGAUCUUUGCCUGUUUGGAUUCCGCAACUCACCUUGCCGAAGAGGUGCCGCAACCUGAGAAAAACAUUCCGAUUGCAAUCAUGGCCACAGUUGGCAUUGGAUUUGUCACUGCUUGGACCUACUGUGUCUCGAUGUUUUUCAGCCUACAAGAUCUGAGCAGGCUUUUGGACACGGCUACUGGAGUUCCUAUCUUGGAGCUCUACUACCAGGCCUUGAACAACAAGGCUGGCGCUAUCGUCUUGGAAACCCUGUUACUGAUGACUGGAAUGGGAUGCUUGAUCGCAUGUCAUACCUGGCAAUCCCGUCUGUGCUGGGCGUUCGCCCGGGACAAGGGAAUGCCUGGGCACCAAUGGCUGUCUCGCGUUAAUCAUACGCUGGACGUGCCGUUGAAUUCUCACAACGCUAGCAGCUUACUCGUUGGCGUUCUUGGACUGCUUUAUCUUGGAUCUUCGACUGCAUUCAACAGCAUGGUGACAGCCUGUAUCACUCUACUGUACAUCUCGUACUCGAUUCCAGUUCUCUGUCUCCUGUAUCGCGGUCGAAACAAUAUUAAGCACGGUCCCUUCUGGUUGGGCAUAUGGGGUCUUUUUGCCAACGUUGUCACCUUGUGCUGGACGCUCUUCUGCCUGGUCAUGUACUCCUUCCCUUCAACCAUGCCGGUGCACGCAGGAAAUAUGAACUACGUCUCGGCAGUGUAUGGUGUCGUGGUUUUCAUCAUCCUCGUCGACUGGUUCGCUCGGGGUCGGCGGUCGUAUAAAGGCAGUGUCAGCUGUGUGGAUGGUGGUGUUUCUGAUUAG
Messenger RNA from Aspergillus tanneri, 1554 nucleotides. RefSeq names its product putative choline transport protein Ctr. Gene Ontology annotation, cellular component: membrane. Gene Ontology annotation, molecular function: transmembrane transporter activity. The transcript is spliced from 3 exons. Gene Ontology annotation, biological process: transmembrane transport. The coding region runs from base 1 to 1554 and encodes 517 amino acids. Lineage: Eukaryota; Fungi; Ascomycota; Eurotiomycetes; Eurotiales; Aspergillaceae. The record is from RefSeq and is a predicted model, not a curated record.